CUCAAGUUUAAAAUUAAUAUUUGCAUAGUAUGAAUGUGUUAAGAAAUUGUGUUAAAACGUGUCCUUUCCUCCUCUUUGAACAGAGCACAGAUGGGAGGUGCGGAAUUGUGAUGUAAUUCAGGAAUUUAAAGAGCUGCUGAAUGCUCUGUGAUUUAGUACAGGUACUCACACAGGAGGGAGGGAGACAAGAACUUCCUGGUUUCGGCUAUCAGGUUCAUGGGACUGUAGUUUUUGUUUUGAUUUUUUUUUUCUCUCUCACCUAAGGCAGAAAUCUCCUGGAGCGAGGUUCGAAAGUAGGGCCAGGGGGUUGGAGAACAGGUGCCUUGUCACUUUAUCGUACCUGGACACUAUGCCAUACAAGGACCUAAUAAAAUAUUGGCACGAAGGGGUUCUAGAAGCAGAUAAAAAGAAUUAUGAUUCAUCUCUCAAAAACUUUGGAAACAUUGACGACCCGCCAGCCAAGAUUUGGUUCAACAUUGGAUGCAUUCAUCUUCUGAAGGGCGAGCUGGAGCAAUCCCUGGAGGUAAGGGUUUAUUUACUAAACAGUGAACUUAAAACCAAACCAGGCUUGCUGUGUUUAUGUGCUACAUAUCUCAAUAAACAGACAGCAGAAUUAAAAAAUGUGAACUAAAACAUUCAACGUGAAACUAUAGCGGAGUUGGAGAAUUUUACCAAACUUGGUAUGUUUUUCCUACAAUUCAUUGUUUAGUGAAUACAUUCUUUUGUUUCCCUGAGUUGAGAGAUGACCUGCAAUGAUAACCUGUGGCUACAAGCCAGGGGACAUUCCAGGACACCUGUUUAUGGUGGGAUGGCCAUAAUUAUAACUAUGCACAGCUAGGGCAGAAAUAAGUGUAUUAAAAACUGAAGUGCAAAAUUUAGGCAAAAAGGGCUGAUUUCAAAAAAUUCUCCAUCUCUACUAUAUACCUGCUAAGUGUCCCUAUUUAGGAAGGGAAAUCCCUAUUUUGGGCCAAAUCCCUCUGUCUUUCUUUGUAUGCUGAUGUCCCUCUAUUCUAGGAGAUCCAUAUUGUUGAGGUGUCCGCGUGUAUAACAGAGCUCCACAGCAAUAAUACUCCCAGUAAUGUGUCUGAGUGUAUAACAGAGCUCCACAGCAAUAAUACUCCCAGUAAUGUGUCUGACUGUAUAACAGAGCUCCACAGCAAUAAUAUUCCCAGUAAUGUGUCUGAGUGUAUAACAGAGCUCCACAGCAAUAAUACUCCUAGUAAUGUGUCUGAGUGUAUAACAGAGCUCCACAGCAAUAAUACUCCCAGUAAUGUGUCUGAGUGUAUAACAGAGCUCCACAGCAAUAAUACUCCCAGUAAUGUGUCUGAGUGUAUAACAGAGCUCCACAGCAAUAAUACUCCCAGUAAUGUGUCUGAGUGUAUAACAGAGCUCCACAGCAAUAAUACUCCCAGUAAUGUGUCUGAGUGUAUAACAGAGCUCCACAGCAAUAAUACUCCCAGUAAUGUGUCUGAGUGUAUAACAGAGCCCCACAGUAAUAAUACUCCCAGUAAUGUGUCUGAGUGUAUAACAGAGCUCCACAGCAAUAAUACUCCCAGUAAUGUGUCUGAGUGUAUAACAGAGCCCCACAGUAAUAAUACUCCCAGUAAUGUGUCUGAGUGUAUAACAGAGCUCCACAGCAAUAAUACUCCCAGUAAUGUGUCUGAGUGUAUAACAGAGCUCCACAGCAAUAAUACUCCCAGUAAUGUGUCUGAGUGUAUAACAGAGCUCCACAGCAAUAAUACUCCCAGUAAUGUGUCUGAGUGUAUAACAGAGCUCCACAGCAAUAAUACUCCCAGUAAUGUGUCUGAGUGUAUAACAGAGCUCCACAGCAAUAAUACUCCCAGUAAUGUGUCUGAGUGUAUAACAGAGCUCCACAGCAAUAAUACUCCCAGUAAUGUGUCUGAGUGUAUAACAGAGCCCCACAGUAAUAAUACUCCCAGUAAUGUGUCUGAGUGUAUAACAGAGCUUCGCAGCAAUAAUACUCCCAGUAAUGUGUCUGAGUGUAUAACAGAGCUCCACAGUAAUAAUAGUGCCAAUAAUGCGUCUGAGUGUAUAACAGGGCUCCACAGGAAUAAUACUCCCAGUAAUGUGUCUGAGUGUAUAACAGAGCUCCACAGCAAUAAUACUCCCAGUAAUGUGCCUGAGUGUAUAACAGAGCUCCGCAGCAAUAAUACUCCCAGUAAUGUAUCUGAGUGUAUAACAGAGCUCUACAGCAAUAAUACUCCCAGUAAUGUGUCUGAGUGUAUAACAGAGCUCCACAACAAUAAUACUCCCAGUAAUGUGUCUGAGUGCAUAACAGAGCUCCACAGCAAUAAUGCUCCCAGUAAUGUGUCUGAGUGUAUAACAGAGCUCCACAACAAUAAUACUCCCAGUAAUGUGUCUGAGUGCAUAACAGAGCUCCACAGCAAUAAUACUCCCAGUAAUGUGUCUGAGUGUAUAACAGAGCUCCACAACAAUAAUACUCCCAGUAAUGUGUCUGAGUGCAUAACAGAGCUCCACAGCAAUAAUGCUCCCAGUAAUGUGUCUGAGUGUAUAACAGAGCUCCACAGCAAUAAUACUCCCAGCAAUGUGUCUGAGUGUAUAACAGAGUUCCACAGCAAUAAUACUCCCAGUAAUGUGUCUGAGUGUAUAACAGAGCUCCAAAGCAAUAAUACUCCCAGUAAUGUGUCUGAGUGUGUAACAGAGCUUCGCAGUAAUAAUACUCCCAGUAAUGUGUCUGAGUGUGUAACAGGGCUCCACAGGAAUAAUACUCCCAGUAAUGUGUCUGAGUGUAUAACAGAGCUCCACAGCAAUAAUACUCCCAGUAAUGUGCCUGAGUGUAUAACAGAGCUCCGCAGCAAUAAUACUCCCAGUAAUGUAUCUGAGUGUAUAACAGAGCUCUACAGCAAUAAUACUCCCAGUAAUGUGUCUGAGUGUAUAACAGAGCUUCGCAGUAAUAAUACUCCCAGUAAUGUCUUUAAAUGGUUACUUUAACUCUUUGGAGGGAGGGGAUAUUUUCUGUGUAAUAUGUCCUAUUGGACACUACGUAAAAGGUCCAUCCUCUCCAUGUGCAAUAAAAGCUAAAAAAAUAAAUAAUUUCUCACCUUGAAUCCAACACCGGGCGAAGCUGCCCACUAAUCUUCCACACGCCCUCCAACACCACAAGUGCCGUGCACCGUGCAAUCUCAGACCUACUCAUUGAGAAGCCUUUGAUUGGGCAUAUUGCUGGCUCAAAUGCAUGCGCUCGCUCCGGGCUGGAGAGGGGAGGUCAGGAAGUGGAGUGAGAGGGUUUUUUUGUUAAAAGAAAUCUGCCUGCAAUGGACGGAAGCGGGGAGGGAGGACCACACACUAGAAGGGGGAAGAUAUCUUCCCCUUGAUUUCGCUCCGCGAAAGGUCUGUUUUAGGUCUGUUGCCAGAGUGCAAUGCGCAGCGACAACAGAUGUAAUUUAUGCACAGAAUUGACGUUAGGAGUUCUGGGCUGCCGAUGUCACUUGUCCCGGGGGGGUUCAACUAGCCACCCGGAACACAGGUGCAAAUAACCCAGAAAGUGCAGUGUUUCAAGCAAAAACACUGCACAUACAUACUCCUACCACCAUGACCACUUCAAAUCACUGAAGUGAUCAUGGUGGAUAGAGUAACCCUGUAAACUGCAAUAAAUGUGUUUAGAAAUCAGUCUGUGUAAAUAAGAUACAUUGUUCUUCUAAGUUAUAUUUUAGUUUUAUAAAUUAUUAGUCACUAUGAAAUUUCUCAGAACAGCACUGCCCCUGGCCACAAUCACACUCAGAACAGCCACACCCAAGGCCAAACCCUCACUCACACUCAGAACAGCCCCGCCCCUGGCCACACUCCCACUCAGAACAGCCACACCCAUGGCCAAACCCUCACUCAAACGCAUAACAGCCCCACCCCUGGUCAUUCUCACACUCAGAACAGCUCCACCCCUAGUCAUCCCCCCACUAACCCUCAGAACAGCCACACCCCUGGUCAUCCCCCACUCACACUCAGAACAGCCCCAUCCUUGUCAUCCCCCCACUCACACUCAGAACAGCCCCAUCCUGGUCAUCCUCCCAUCACACUCAGAACAGCCCCACCCCUGGUCAUCCCCCCACUCAAACUCAGAACACCCCCACCCCUGCUCAUCCCCCCACCUACACUCAGAACAGCCCCAUCCUGGUCAUACCCCCACUCACACUCAGAACAGCCCUAUCCCGGUCAUCCCCACUCACACUCAGAACAGCCCCACCCCUGGUCAUCCCCACUCACACUCAGAACAGCCCAAUCUUGGUGAUCUCCCCACUCACACUCUGAACAGCCCCACCCCUGGUCAUCCCCCCACUAACCCUCAGAACAGCCCCACCCUUGGUCAUCCCCUCACUCAAACGCAUAACAGCCCCACCCCUGGUCAUUCUCACACUCAGAACAGCUCCACCCCUAGUCAUCCCCCCACUAACCCUCAGAACAGCCACACCUCGUCAUCCCCCACUCACACCUCUCAGAACAGCCCCAUCCUGGUCAUCCCCCAUCACACCUGUGAACAGCCCCCACCCCUGGUCAUCCCCCACUCAAACUCAAGGUAGAACAGCCCCAACCCUGCCUGGUCCCCCCACCCACACACACUCAGAACAGCCCCACCCCUGGUCAUCCUCACACUCAGAACAGCCCCAUCCCUGGUCACCCCCCACUAACCCUCAGAACAGCCCCACCCCUGGUCAUUCCCCCACUCACACUCAGAACAGCCUCAUCCUGGUAAUCUCCCACUCAGAACAGCCCCACCCCUGGUCAUCCCCCCACUCACACUCAGAACAGCCACUCAGAACACCCCCACCCCUGCUCAUCCCCCCACCUACACUCAGAACAGCCCCAUCCUGGUCAUACCCCCACUCACACUCAGAACAGCCCUAUCACCAAUUAAAUCCCCCCUCACACUCAGAACAGCCCCACCCCUGGACAUCCCCCACUCACACUCAGAACAGCCCCAUCCUGGUCAUACCCCCACUUACACUCAAAACAGCCCUAUCCCUGGUCAUCCUCACACUAACCCUCAGAACAGCCACACCCCUGGUCAUCCCCCCCCACUCACACUCAGAACAGCCCCAUACUGGUCAUCCCCCCACACACACUCAGAACAGCCCCACCCCUGCUCAUGCCCCCUACCCACACUCAGAACAGCCCCAUCCUCGUCAUACCCCCACUCACACUCAGAACAGCCCACCCUUGAUGUCCCCCCCACUCACACUCAGAACAGCCCCAACCCUGCUCAUUCCCCCACCCACACUCAGAACAGCCCCAUCCUGGUCAUACCCCCACUUACACUCAGAACAGCCCAAUCCCUGGUCAUCCUCACACUCAGAACAGCCCCACCCCUGGUCAUCCUCACACUCAGAACAGCCCCACCCCUGGUCAUACCCCCACUUACACUCAGAACAGCCCCAUCCCUGGUCAUCCUCUCACACUCAGAACAGCCCUAUCCCUGGUCAUCCCCCCACUAACCCUCAGAACAGCCACACCCCUGGUUAUCCCCCCACUCACACUCAGACCAGCCCCAUCCUUGUCAUCCCCCCACUCACACUCAGAACAGCCCCAUCCUGGUCAUCCUCCCAUCACACUCAGAACAGCCCCACCCCUGGUCAUCCCCCACUCAAACUCAGAACAACCCAGCCCUGCUCAUCCCCCACCCACCUCAGAACACCCCCCACCCCUGCUCAUCCCCCCCACCUACACUCCAGACAGCCCCAUCCUGGUCAUUACCCCCACUCACACUCAGAACAGCCCUAUCCUGGGUCAUCCCACUCCACCUCAGAACAGCCCCACCCCACCAGUGUCCCCACUCACCUCCAAGAACAGCCCCAUCCUGGUCAUACCCCCACUUACACUCCAAAACAGCCCUAUCCACAAGGGUCAUCCUCCACUCAGAACAGCACUGCCCCUGGCCACAAUCACACUCAGAACAGCCACACCCAAGGCCAAACCCUCACUCACACUCAGAACAGCCCCGCCCCUGGCCACACUCCCACUCAGAACAGCCACACCCAUGGCCAAACCCUCACUCAAACGCAUAACAGCCCCACCCCUGGUCAUUCUCACACUCAGAACAGCUCCACCCCUAGUCAUCCCCCCACUAACCCUCAGAACAGCCACACCCCUGGUCAUCCCCCACUCACACUCAGAACAGCCCCAUCCUUGUCAUCCCCCCACUCACACUCAGAACAGCCCCAUCCUGGUCAUCCUCCCAUCACACUCAGAACAGCCCCACCCCUGGUCAUCCCCCCACUCAAACUCAGAACACCCCCACCCCUGCUCAUCCCCCCACCUACACUCAGAACAGCCCCAUCCUGGUCAUACCCCCACUCACACUCAGAGCCAGCCACACCUGGUCAUCCCCCCCACUCCCGCACUCAGAACAGCCCCAUACUGGUCAUCCCCCACACUCCAGACAGCCCCACCCCUGCUCAUGCCCCCCCUACCCACCUCAGAACAGCCCCAUCCUGCGUCCUUACCCCCACUCACACUCAGAACAGCCCCACCCUUGGUCAUCCCCCCACCUCCAGAACAGCCCCAACCCUGCUCAUUCCCCCACCCACACUCAGAACAGCCCCAUCCUGGUCAUACCCCCACUUACACUCAGAACAGCCCAAUCCCUGGUCAUCCUCACACUCAGAACAGCCCCACCCCUGGUCAUCCUCACACUCAGAACAGCCCCACCCCUGGUCAUACCCCCACUUACACUCAGAACAGCCCAGCCCACCAGGUCAUCCUCACACUCGCAGAACAGCCCCACCCCUGGUCAUCCCCCACUAACCCUCAGAACAGCCCACACACCCUGGUCAUCCCCACUCACACUCAAGAACAGCCCCAUCCUUGUCAUCCCCCACUCACACUCAGAACAGCCCCCAUCCUGGUCAUCCUCCCAUCACACUCAGAACAGCCCCACCUGGUCAUCCCCCACUCAAACUCAGGAACAACCGAAGCCAUGCUCAUCCCCCACCCGCAUAAUUACACCCCCGCCCACCACUCAACCACACCUACCUCAGAACAGCCCAUCCUGAGUCCUUACCCCAACUCACACUCAGAACAGCCCAAUCCUGGGUGAUCCCACUCACCUCAGAACAGCCCCACCCUGGUCAUCCCCCCCACUAGCCCUCAGAGCAGCCACACACCUGAAUUCAUCCCCGCUCACACUCAGAACAGCCCCAUCUUGUCGUCCCCCACUCACACUCAGAACAGCCCCAUCCUGGUCAUCCUCCCAUCACACUCAGAACAGCCCCACCCCUGGUCAUCCCCCCACUCAAACCUCAGAACAACCAAAAGCCAUGCUCAUCCCCCCACCCACACUCAGUACACCCCCACCCCUGCUCAUCCCCCCACCUACACUCAGAACAGCCCCAUCCUGGUCAUACCCCAACUCACACUCAGAACAGCCCAAUCCUGGUGAUCCCCCCACUCACACUCUGAACAGCCCCACCCCUGGUCAUCCCCCCACUAACCCUCAGAACAGCCCCACCCUUGGUCAUCCCCUCACUCAAACGCAUAACAGCCCCACCCCUGGUCAUCCCCCCACUCAGAACAGCCCCACCCCUGGUCACCCCCCACUAACCCUCAGAACAGCCACACCCCUGGUCAUCCCCCACUUACACCUCUAAAAUCAAAGUGUCUGUCUCUGUCAUGUGAUAGGUUGGGCAGUGUGCUUCUACAGUUACAGCUUCACUACUUUAACCUACAUUUUACAAUUCACUUUUCUAUUCUCUGAGCUCCACAGGCGUAUUCUCUAAAGUGAAUAUUUAUUUAUUUAUUCGUUAAUAUAUUAAAGUUCCUACUGAACAAUUGAAAAGUGAAUGUACGUGCAAACAGGCUAUUUUAAUGACGAGAUCGAGUUCUACGUGCAUCAUUAACCAGCAGAUUAUUGGGUAACAGGAAUUCCCAAACUCACAGGACCUGAUUCAUUCACUGUGAAUAAUCAACUCUUACAGGGUUACUCAUAACAUCAGAAAAUCUGUGCAAGUGAAUAUAGUGUGUAAUGCAAGAUUUUUCAGUACAACUGAGCUUAUUAGCAAAAAUUAGUAAAGAGAUUGCAAAUUGAAGCACAAAAUAAUCGAGCUGGAAAAAUAACAAAUUUUUAGUGUAGUAUAAACCACAAUGUACAUAUGUGACAAGUGAGUGUAGAAUACAUGAUUAUACACAUAUGGUAAGUUGUUGAAUAUAAACUGAUCAAGUUACUCCUUCUAAUUCUGGCAGGACCUGCGAGUCCCUUAUUGUCCUGCUAUCUUUUCCUGCGAGACCCGACAUAUUUGCCAGAUUUGGGGACCUGCGUGUCCUCCUUUGAAAAUUGCGUAGAGAAUAGAAAUGAUACAAGGUUUUAUCAGCUCGCUACAGUGAGUCUCCAUAAAAGAUGACACACGGGGAGAAAGUCUAUAGGUAAAAAAAUAAAACGCCACAAAGUGAACUAUGUAUUGGAGACGGCAAUUAAAAAUGUGUCAACUUCACCUGAUAGGACACCAAAGGAAUAAUAAAGAGCAGAUAAAAAAAAAAAAAAAAUUAAGCAAAAAUCGCACUUGAAAAAGAUAAGUAAAUCCUUAAUUUUGUUAAUUUUAAUAGCAAAUGGGGCGGGGGGCACUUGUCUUUUAUUACGUACAGGGACAGAGAAGUGUUAGGAAUGCACAUUUUUAUUCUGAAUGCUUUAGUGUUCCGUUAUGGUUAGUAAAUAGGAGGAAUUUGGAGAAGCGCCUUAGGCAGGGAUCAUACCACUCAAGUGCAAUCAAGAGGAGCUGUUUUAGCCCCACCGUUUGUACGUCUGCACCUCUUCUUCUAAUUAAAGGAUUGUAUUACAUACUGCACUAUAUUGGUUUAUCUUGUUCUCCUGUCUUCCUGUUACAUACACCAUUGGAGAUUUUAUCAAGGCGCUACACCCAACUCCUCUUCACUACCUGCUCUUUCUGCUGGAUAGAGAGACUCCGGCCGGGGUUGUUUGAGCCGCCUUCUUCACAUUUUCAGUAUCUCCGCAUGCGCUGAACCCUAAUUUCUGUUGGUUCCUUUAAGAUUAACUGUAACCCAGGAGGAAUGCCUUUCAUUCAUAAUAUGAUAAUUAAACAUCUUUAGCCAAGUGCCAAAUAAUUUGACAGACUAAUACAGAGAAUAAUUUAAUCCAGCGGUUUAAGGUACUCCUAGUGAGAUUUGAAAAGUGUCUCUCAUGGGACCUUCGAUGGGAUAAAUGGUGAUAUUGGGGGAGAUGUACAAAGGUGUCGCCAACAGAAAAGUGAGGAAAAGUUCUAAAAGUUGAGCAAUCACCAUGAAAACCUAUGGAACGUACCUACUGAUUGCACAUGUUUCCAUGGUGGCUGCGAUGUGCUCUGCUCCAUUGUUCGAUUUGAAUUAAUCAGAACCUAGAUGGGUGAAGGGACACGAAGUACGGCAGGGCCGGCAGAGACAUGCCAAAUCCUGGCUCUUUCUUUUUCUAUUCAGCUGUGCUGGAGGCUGUGUCUCUGGAUAAAUCAGUGCUAUCCUUCAAGUUUUUAAUGUAGGUCUUACCUACCGUCUAUGUUCCGUAGGCAAGAGAGACGUUCAGUAGCCUUGAAAGCGUAGGCCAAGACUGAAGACUCCUCAUGGAUUGCCUCCAGAAUGUGCUAGAUAACUGACAGAGUGUGGUGUUGAGUGAAGUUAACUGUAUGAAUAGUUAUAUGCGUAAGAUUUAUUACUUCACUUUAAAAUUGAAUUGAAGUAAGGCUUUGGGGACCAGUACUGGACCAAGGCUAGAUUUACGUAUGAGAAGUGCAAUGCUUAGCACUGGAAAACCUUGCAGAAAAAUCUCUUCUGAAAUAACGUGUAACCUGGUUCAUCAUCUCAUUCUUUUACUUCCAGGCAUAUAAUAAAUCAGUUAUUAGGGACCCCUGUCUGGCUGUUGGGUAUUUCCAGAGGAGUUACGUAAACUACAAGUUACAAAGGUAAGAGUUUCUGAUUCACAGUUUGUACAGUUCUCUGCCUCGAGCUGGGUACACUAACCGAGUGUCACCCUCAUCAGCCAUUCAACACAUCUGAUUUAGCCAGGUUCACCCCAAUUUACAUUGUUACUGUUUGCUGAGUUUAAAACCAUCACUCCGAAUAGCCCUGUAUCCUUGGUCGUAGUUUGUAUUAUUUUAUGUGUAGUCCGGUGAGUGACGGGAUUCAACUAUUUAAUAACGUAUCACCGGCCAGCGAUAAUAAUCAAGGUGCCACUCAGAUUCAGAGCUUUCAUUGUCUUCUGAACAAGAAAUGUCAACAAAUUCUAGGGCUGCAUCAAAUAAAUACUGCUCCCUGUGUGCUUAAUGAGAACACAGUCAAUAUUGCGUAAUUCGGUGUAAUGAAACAUAUCAAGUGUCGAUCACACAGGGACCGUCAGAACAGCGCGGGUACAAAGAUCAUGUAAUCAAUAUAUCCAUAAUAUAUACAUAACUCCUGAUGUGCUAUAUACUGCAGGAAAUUAACAAUGGAAUGGCAAAAUGUAGGCUAAAACACCCAUGAUGAGACUAUAGCUAAAUUGGAUAAUAAUGGAACGCCCCUCCCCUCUCUGUUAGACUUUCACCCAAUCUCCACUCCUUCAAAAAAAUCUUUGAAAACUUACUUUUUAAGGAAAGCUUAUCAAUUAAACGGUGAACAGCUUUCCCUUCACACACCCUGAUUCCUCUCCUGAAACUGUCAUCAAAACAAAACACUAAGCCCUCAAUGAAUACUAUCCUAGCAACCUACUUUUCUACCCGACCCUUACACCCCAUGUCACUUUACCCCAAUCCCUCUGUUACUGUCACUAUUCCCCACUCCCUCUAACAUGUAAACUCACUGAGCAGGGCCCUCAAUCCCCCUGUUACUGUGUCACUAUACCCCACUCCCUCUAACAUGGAAACUCACUGAGCAGGCCCUCAAUCCCUCUGUUACUGUGUCACUAUACCCCACUCCCUCUAGCAUGUAAACUCACUGAGCAGGCCCUCAAUCCCUCUGUUACUGUGUCACUAUACCCCACUCCCUCUAACAUGUAAACUCACUGAGCAGGGCCCUCAAUCCCUCUGUUACUGUGUCACUAUACCCCACUCCCUCUAACAUGUAAACUCACUGAGCAGGCCCUCAAUCCCUCUGUUACUGUGUCACUAUACCCCACUCCCUCUAACAUGUAAACUCACUGAGCAGGCCCUCAAUCCCUCUGUUACUGUGUCACUAUACCCCACUCCCUCUAACAUGUAAACUCACUGAGCAGGCCCUCAAUCCCUCUGUUACUGUGUCACUAUACCCCACUCCCUCUAACAUGUAAACUCACUGAGCAGGGCCCUCAAUCCCUCUGUUACUGUGUCACUAUACCCCACUCCCUCUAACAUGUAAACUCACUGAGCAGGCCCUCAAUCCCUCUGUUACUGUGUCACUAUACCCCACUCCCUCUAACAUGUAAACUCACUGAGCAGGGCCCUCAAUCCCUCUGUUACUGUGUCACUAUACCCCACUCCCUCUAACAUGUAAACUCACUGAGCAGGCCUCAAUCCCUCUGUUACUGUGUCACUAUACCCCCACUCCCUCUAACAUGUAAACUCACUGAGCAGGCCCUCAAUCCCUCUGUUACUGUGUCACUAUACCCACUCCCUCUAACAUGUAAACUCACUGAGCAGGGCCCUCAAUCCCUCUGUUACUGUGUCACUAUACCCCACUCCCUCUAACAUGUAAGCUCACUGAGCAGGGCCCUCAAUCCCUCUGUUACUGUGUCACUAUACCCCACUCCCUCUAGCAUGUAAACUCACUGAGCAGGCCCUCAAUCCCUCUGUUACUGUGUCACUAUACCCCACUCCCUCUAGAAUGUAAUCUCACUGAGCAGGACCCUCAAUCCCUCUGUUACUGUGUCACUAUACCCCACUCCCUCUAACAUGUAAACUCACUGAGCAGGCCCUCAAUCCCUCUGUUACUGUGUCACUAUACCCCACUCCCUCUAACAUGUAACCUCACUGAGCAGGCCCUCAAUCCCUCUGUUACUGUGUCACUAUACCCCACUCCCUCUAACAUGUAAGCUCACUGAGCAGGGCCCUCAGUCCCUCUGUUACUGUGUCACUAUACCCCACUCCCUCUAACAUGUAAACUCACUGAGCAGGACCCUCAAUCUCUCUGUUACUGUGUCACUAUACCCCACUCCCUCUAGCAUGUAAACUCACUGAGCAGGGCCAUUAUUUCCUCUGUUACUGUGUCACCAUACUCCACUCCCUCUAACAUGUAAACUCACUGAGCAGGACCCUCAAUCCCUCUGUUACUGUGUCACUAUACCCCACUCCCUCUAACAUGUAAACUCACUGAGCGGGGCUCUCAAUCCCUCUGUUACUGUGUCACUAUACCCCACUCCCUCUAACAUGUAAACUCACUGAGCAGGGCCCCUAAUCCCUCUGUUACUGUGUCACUAUACCCCACUCCCUCUAGCAUGUAAACUCACUGAGCAGGGCCCUCAAUCACUCUGUUACUGUGUCACUAUACCCCACUCCCUCUAACAUGUAAACUCACUGAGCAGGGCCAUCAAUCCCUCUGUUACUGUGUCACUAUACCCCACUCCCUCUAACAUGUAAACUCACUGAGCAGGCCCUCAAUCCCUCUGUUACUGUGUCACUAUACCCUACUCCCUCUAACAUGUAAACUCACUGAGCAGGCCCUCAAUCCCUCUGUUACUGUGUCACUAUACCCCACUCCAUCUAACAUGUAAACUCACUGAGCAGGCCCUCAAUCCCUCUGUUACUGUGUCACUAUACCCCACUCCCUCUAACAUGUAAACUCACUGAGCAGGGCCCUCAAUCCCUCUGUUACUGUGUCACUAUACCCCACUCUCUCUAACAUGUAAACUCACUGAGCAGGCCCUCAACCUCUCUGUUACUGUGUCACUAUACCCCACUCCCUCUAACAUGUAAACUCACUGAGCAGGGCCCUCAAUCCCUCUGUUACUGUCACUAUACCCCACUCCCUCUAGCAUGUAAACUCACUGAGCAGGACCCUCAAUCCCUCUGUUACUGUGUCACUAUACCCCACUCCCUCUAGCAUGUAACCUCACUGAGCAGGGCCCUCAAUCCCUCUGUUACUGUGUCACUAUACCCCACUCCCUCUAACAUGUAAACUCACUGAGCAGGGCCCUCAAUCCCUCUGUUACUGUGUCACCAUACCCCACUCCCUCUAACAUGUAAACUCACUGAGCAGGGCCUCAAUCCCUCUGUUACUGUGUCACUAUACCCCACUCCCUCUAACAUGUAAACUCACUGAGCAGGCCCUCAAUCCCUCUGUUACUGUGUCACUAUACCCCACUCCCUCUAAUAUGUAAACUCACUGAGCAGGCCCUCAAUCCCUCUGUUACUGUGUCACUAUACCCCACUCCCUCUAACAUGUAAACUCACUGAGCAGGCCCUCAAUCCCUCUGUUACUGUGUCACUAUACCCCACUCCCUCUAACAUGUAAACUCACUGAGCAGGGCCCUCAAUCCCUCUGUUACUGUGUCACUAUACCCCACUCCCUCUAACAUGUAAACUCACUGAGCAGGGCCCUCAAUCCCUCUAACAUGUAACCUCACUGAGCAGGCCCUCAAUCCCUCUGUUACUGUGUCACUAUACCCCACUCCCUCUAACAUGUAAACUCACUGAGCAGGGCCAUCAAUCCCUCUGUUACUGUGUCACUAUACCCCACUCCCUCUAACAUGUAAACUCACUGAGCAGGCCCUCAAUCCCUCUGUUACUGUGUCACUAUACCCUACUCCCUCUAACAUGUAAACUCACUGAGCAGGCCCUCAAUCCCUCUGUUACUGUGUCACUAUACCCCACUCUCUCUAACAUGUAAACUCACUGAGCAGGCCCUCAAUCCCUCUGUUACUGUGUCACUAUACCCCACUCCCUCUAACAUGUAAGCUCACUGAGCAGGCCCCUCAAUCCCUCUGUUACUGUGUCACUAUACCCCACUUCCUUUAGCAUGUAAACUCACUGAGCAGGGCCCUCAAUCCCUCUGUUACUGUGUGUCCAGGUUAAAAAUACGUGUCUGUUAGUCCACCCAUUGUACAAUGCUACGGAACUUGUUGGCGCUUUACAAAUAAUAAUUGUACAGAUCACCUAGUUUUGCCAAACUUUUGGGAUUUCAUUUUAAAGUGAGAAUUCAAAGAGAAUUUUUGAUUUAAAGGGACACUAUAGUCACCACCAGAACACCUACAACAUUUCUUCUGGUGAGUAGAAUUAUUCCCUGCAGGCUUUUUGCUGUAAAAAAUGUAUUUGCAUAGAAAAUGCAUUGUUUGCAGUACAGCCUAGGGAUACCUCAACUGGCCACUCCUCAGAUGGCUCCUAGAGGUGCUUCCUGGGGCAGUGCUGCACAUUGUGACUGCCAUUCAGUGUCUCCACCCUGUGCAUGCAGACACUGAACUUUCAAUUUCAAUUGAUUCAAUUCAUCUCUAUGAAGAGCUGCUGAUUGGCCAGGGCUGUGUUUGGCUUGUGCUGGCUCUUCCCCGAUCUGAUUCCUUGACAGUCUCAGCCAAUCCUAUGGGGAAGCAUUGUGAUUGGCUCACAGAAUCACUUCUGAUGAUGUCAGCAAAGCAGGCAGACAGGGGCAGAGCUUGCAGCUUCAGACUUGAAUACAAGUAAGAUUUUACUAUAUUUAGGGAGACAAGGGGGCUAGAUCUUUAUUUUAACAUUGUAGGGUCAGGAAUACAUGUUUGUGUCCCUGACCCUAUAGUGCUCCUUUAAGGUAAAAAUAGCCAAACUGGAAAAAUUCAGUCAUGCUCCAGUUCAGCUGCUCUGGCCUUAAAAGCGAAAUUCACUUUGAAUUUUCACGUUAAUGACUAACCCUGUAUAUUUCUGAGUUUAAUGAAUAAUCCUGAUGUUGUUCCCUUGGGGUUUUUAUUAUUUAAUUAAUAUUAUAUUUUUUUUCAGGUAUGAGAAAGCAUUAUGUGAUUGCCAUCAUUCGCUGGCUCAGCUGAGAAACAACAAAGUGAUUGAUUAUAAACAGCUGGGGCUCCACUACCUGCUGUAUUCCUGGGAGGUAGGUUAAAGGCCACCUGUUCUUGCCUUUGGAGGCACUGUGUGUGACACCAUUGAGGGUUAUUUUAAUGACGCUGUCUCCGUGUGCAUGUCUUGCAGAUUCUGUAUAAUACUGCGGUAAUCCUGUGUUACCUGGGAAGGUGGGAGAAUGCCCACGAUAAACUGAAGGAAGCCACCGGGUGUUUACCCGGAGAGGCCAGAAAUUGUAAAAUUGAAGCCAUGAUGGAUGCAGUUCAGGUAAAUGCUUUGUGUCAUUUCCCCAUUUUACAUUUUAACGUCACAGUCAUUGACCCCUUCAAUACCAGAAUCGAGUAGAAAUGUUUUUGUUUGCAGUAUAAAAUAUUGUCCAAAAAACUUCAAUUACCCUCAUUUAUAUUCUAGAUAUUUUUACCAGCCUGUAGAGCAGGGGUGCCCCAAAAAAGGUAGACCCCCAUAUGUGGUAGAACAACAACUCGUUGAAAUGCCUUUAGAAUGGGAAAACAUCAUGGAAGCUGUAAAUACUCUGACUUUAGAAAUAUAUAACUGUAUCUGGAUUUACAGUGUGUGCGCAUUAUGCUGAAUUGCAAUUUUUAGUAAGCUGUACUGCUAUGCCUUCAAGGUCCUUUCAAAAAUUGCGGUAAAAGUGUACUUUAGCAUAUUUUAUUAUUUUUCAAUUGUACUAAAAACAAAUAGCGUAUUUUAUUAUUAACAGUCAUUAUUAAAGUAAAAUCAUCAUGUUUUCAUUAAAAGUGGAAAGAUUGUAAUGAAAACUCUUAACAGUAACUGGGUCCAUCUCAUGGUACACAACCCUCCCGUCUAGCAUUAAACUGGAUCAUUCUCAGCAAUGACCAGCAUAAAUUGUGUUAUGUAGCUUCCAACAUUAGUGGCAAAGUGUUGUGUUGAGCAAAGUGUUGUGUUGAGUAGUAGACCGACAUACUUUAUACAUUAUUCCAUCUUUUUAUGGCUACCUGAUGUAAAUCCUUAAUAGAAUGCACCUGAUUGACUAUUUGAAAAUAAAAAUCAACAUUGUGCCCCACGAAACCUUACAUAACCUAAAGUGCUAGCCUGGUUAUUUUACUAUUUCAAAUAAAAAUUAAUAAUUUUCCUGUUAUUUAAUUUUAUUGCCGUUUAAUCUUAAAACUGGAUAUCUUCGUGUAUGGCAUACAAUGAAGCUUAGAUCAGAUCUUCAACGCACAAGCUCAGCUUUGUACUUGCUACAAAUACAUUGCAGUGGCAGAAAUAGUACAAAUAAGCUAUGAUUUCAUUAAAAAGGUGGUUUUCCAGCAUAGCAGGACGAUCUAUUACUACUUCAUGCUAUAUUUGUACGGGUGCACCAUAAUAGCAAUGCAACAAAAAAAAAGUACACUAUAAUACACGCGAAUGAAAUGGCAAAUAAUAAAAUACACUUGUACCAAAAUAGCUAUAAGCAAGGCGUUUGGCCAUUUUUACAUACCGCUAUAUAUUUUUGUCACGUCAAAAUGUAAUUGUAGCUUUUAUACUAGCAUUUCAGACCCUGAGUGAAAUAUGGCAAGAUAAAGGACAGUGUAUACUAACUAAAGCUGUUCAUUUUGCAAAUAUUUGUUUAUCAAUGAUGAAUGAAUAAGUAAAAAUGAAAUAUUGUUUAUAUUUAAGUUUGUCUGGUAAGCAAUCUAUAUUGCUGUAUAUAUGCUAGCUAUGCAUCCCUUCCGCUAUAUGUUAUAAAUCAUAACAUGCUCGGUUGUGAAGGGGUUAACCAGCUGGCAGAUUUUUACAGUGUUUAGUCUUAGUAUGGUCAUUGCUACAGCUCCCCUUCCCGAGCCGUAAAUCUGUCAGGAAAAUGAUAAAAACAUGUCGACAACUUAUUAUACCUGUCUGAGUCAAAAAACAAAACUUUGGGGAAGAGGAAUCAUCCCAAAGUUGGAGCACUUUGCUGUGUCUUUAAUGUAGAAAUCCUAAAAGUAUUAUCAUAUUCUUUGUCUUUUUACCUGUCUUUCUAUCUCCUGUUUAUCUGUCUGUUUGUUUGUUUUUUUACCUGUCUCUCUCCGUUUACCUGUCUGUCUUUCUCACUUUCUGUCUGUUUACCUGUCUCUCUAUCUGUUUACCUGACUGUCUCUCUUUUUGUCUGUUUACCUGUCUGUCUUUUUCUCUCUCUCUCUGUUUACCUGUCUGUCACUCUAUUUUUUGUAUUUAUCGCUGUCUGACAGUUUACCUGUCUGUCUCUCUUUCUUCCUGUUUACCUGUCUGUCUCACGUUCUGUCUGUUUAUCUCUCUCUCUCUCUCUCUCUCUCUCUCUCUCUCUGUUUUCCUGACUGUCUGUCUCCAAGUCUGUCUGUCUAUUUGCCUCUUUGCUCAUGCAGCAUUCUGCUGGGAUUGUUUUCUGAUGUGUUUGGGAUGGUGGGAAUGUCCUGCUGAAUUUGUGAGGUUUGGGGCCUUCCUAGAAUAUAUUAAGGUUUGGUCACGUCCAGCCUGUGCCUUUAAGAAGCUGGCUAGCAGGAUUCGAGUGUUUGUACUAAUAGUGUUUAUGGAGUAUUCUGUCUGUUGCAAUAUGUUUAGUCAUCGAUGUAAUACAUUAUAAUACAUGGCAAUGCCUGCAAUACAUUGUCAUUAAACCCAAUAAAGCGAUAAAGUUGUAAUUGUCAGACAUUAAUUCCGUGUCCGUGUCCUCUCUCUCCCAGAACCAUGUCUUCCUGCAGCCAGCGCACGUUCCUCAAGGGGAACUUUUCAAACCUAAAAAGGAGGAAGUUGAACAAAUAAAAUACAAAGACUUCCUGGGUAAACCGAAGGUAACAAAACAAAAACUAACUUGUCUCUGAAUGAGUCACGCUGAUUUAUCAAACCUUCUACUGCCAUUACCUGACCGGCAACGCCAAAUCCCAGAUUUACUCUGAAUUUAUAUAUCAGCCCUUCUACUGCCAUUACCUGACUGGCAACGCCACAUCCCAGAUUUACUCUGAAUUUAUAUAUCAGCCCUUCUACUGCCAUUACCUGACCGGCAACGCCACAUCCCAGAUUUACUCUGAAUUUAUAUAUCAAACCUUCUACUGCCAUUACCUGACCGGCAACGCCACAUCCCAGAUUUACUCUGAAUUUAUAUAUCAGCCCUUCUACUGCCAUUACCUGACCGGCAACGCCACAUCCCAGAUUUACUCUGAAUUUAUAUAUCAGCCCUUCUACUGCCAUUACCUGACCGGCAACGCCACAUCCCAGAUUUACUCUGAAUUUAUAUAUCAGCCCUUCUACUGCCAUUACCUGACCGGCAACGCCACAUCCCAGAUUUACUCUGAAUUUAUAUAUCAAACCUUCUACUGCCAUUACCUGACCGGCAACGCCACAUCCCAGAUUUACUCUGAAUUUAUAUAUCAAACCUUCUACUGCCAUUACCUGACCGGCACCGCCACAUCAUCACCCCAUAUAACAUACAGCACCUGCAUCACCCCGUAUAACAUACAGCAUCCGCAUCACCCCAUAUAACAUACAGCACCCGCAUCCCCCCAUAUAACAUACAGCACCCGCAUCCCCCCAUAUAACAUACAUCACCCGCAUCACCCCAUAUAACAUACAGCAUCCGCAUCACCCCAUAUAACAUACAGCACCCGCAUCACCCCAUAUAACAUACAGCACCCGCAUCACCCCAUAUAACAUACAGCACCCGCAUCACCCCAUAUAACAUACAGCACCCGCAUCACCCCAUAUAACAUACAGCACCCGCAUCACCCCAUAUAACAUACAGCACCCGCAUCACCCCAUAUAACAUACAGCAUCCGCAUCACCCCAUAUAACAUACAGCACCCGCAUCACCCCAUAUAACAUACAGCACCCGCAUCACCCCAUAUAACAUACAGCACCCGCAUCACCCCGUAUAACAUACAGCACCCGCAUCACCCCGUAUAACAUACAGCACCCGCAUCACCCCGUAUAACAAACAGCACCCGCAUCACCCCGUAUAACAAACAGCACCCGCAUCACCCCGUAUAACAUACAGCACCCGCAUCACCCCGUAUAACAUACAGCACCCGCAUCACCCCAUAUAACAUACAUCACCCGCAUCACCCCAUAUAACAUACAGCACCCGCAUCAUCCAGUAUAACAUACAGCAUCCGCAUUCCGACAGCCUAGAACGGACACCCCUAACAAGAUGAAAAUGUAUAAUAGUAACUCAUAUUAUAAUUUUUAUUAUUUGCAUUAUUAAACCUCUAAUAACGUUUGGCGUGAAGCAGUGCUAUAUCACUAUGGUAUUCUUCUAAUUAAAAAGGAUUUUAUUUGAUUUGGGGUCCAGUUUUUCCAUCUCUACCAUUGUAACUGCAAUCAAUGGACGUUUUGUAGUGACAAGCAUUUUAUGAUACAGCUAAAACAGAAAGACUGACCCCCUUUAUAUUGUGACACCCCAACAUGAAUACUACAACAGGGAAUCACUAUCUCUGCUGAGCUCUCUGUACUGCAGACACCUUACAGGAAACACUGAUUUUAUUUUGGUUUUAUUCUUUCUGAGGUCGGGUUGUUCUUUGUAUGGCUUUUGUUUUAUUUACACACAGGGGUUCAUCUGCUAAACAGUGAAUGGCCGUGAAUUACGUAAAUGUAUCAAGAGUGCAUAUAUGGCAAAUCUGUAACCAACACCAACUUUACCCCUCUCAGGUCAUCUCCUCGGUGGUUCCCAAUGAUCAGUACAGCGGAUUCGAGCCCCUGCGUCCCCAGGUAAGAACAAGACCAUCCAAGGAAACGUAUAUAUUUAUUAAUAGGAAAACAUUUUAUAUUAUCAAAAAAGAGAAUACAAAUUGCUACACAACACAUGGAUUUCAUAAUAAUGAAAUCGCAAUGAUGUCAUCCUGGUAUCAAUUACAGCAUUUUAUCAGCGUCACCAAGUCUCUGCUUGAAAUUCUUCAAAGGUGUGUUUCAUUCUAAAACCAAAUAUAUAUUAGAUGGAACAUGAAUGGUUUAGUAAAGUACAGAUAUUAUAGAAACAUAGAAUAUUCUGCCCAUCUAGUCUGCCCAAUUUUCUAAAUACUUUCAUUAGUCCCUGGCCUUAUCUUAUAGUUAGGAUAGUCUUAUGCCUAUCCCACGCAUGCUUAAACUCCUUUACUGUGUUAACCUCUACCACUUCAGUUGGAAGGCUAUUCCAUGCAUCCACUACCCUCUCAGUAAAGUAAUACUUCCUGAUAUUAUUUUUAAACCUUUGUCCCUCUAAUUUAAGACUAUGUCCUCUUGUUGUGGUAGUUUUUCUUCUUUUAAUCACUUCAAUUGAAUUGAAUUUAAUUAAUUAUCACUAAAUAUUGCUUGCCCUAUCUACAUCACACAACUAGAUUAUUUAACAAUCAGAAAUUUGCUGAUGUUCACCUCACAGUGUAAAAGUGAUCGUUUAAAAUGACCGAGGAGUAUUUCAAUGUAGUUGUUUGAUGUGAAUUCUACUGGGGUUUUUUUUGUUUGUUUUUUAGAAACCUGGAUUUUAUGAGCCAUGUCCUGAAGCAAUUCUGUAAGUAAUAUUGAUCUUUGUCUGUCUACCUAACUGUAUCUAACUACCUGUCUGACUAUUUCUUUGUGUCUGUAUAAUGUCUGUCUACCUGUUUGUCUGUCUGUCUAUAUCACUGUCUCUCUAACUAUCUCUUGACGUCCAGCUCCUCAUGUCUGUUUCUCUGUCUGUUGUUUUCUCUCACUGUCUGUCUAUCUCUCUAUCUUUGUCUGACUGUGUCUGUCUUUCUCUGUCUGUCUGUCAAUUUCACUGUCUGUGUCUAUCUCUUUCUAUUUGUGUGUGUCUGUCUUUCUUUGUCUGUAGAUUUAUGUGUGUCUGUCUUGCUUUCUCUGUCUGUGUCUCUCUCUGUCUGUCUACUUCUGUCUGUAGGUCUGUCUGUCUCUAAAAGAUAAUUCUGAUAAUCUGGGUAAUUUUCCACAGAGGUCAAGAUGCCGGGUAUCAUCGUGUUUUGGUUCAUUAUUAUCCAGAGAAUUCUAACGAAGUGUCUGUGAAAGCAAAUACCAUUCUGUUUGUUCUAAACAAAGAUGGAGACUGGGCCACCGGCAUCCAUGAUGGCCAGGUAACGUCCUCCCUGACAUGCAUGGCUGGAGGAGUAGGUCACACACAGCGUUAGGUCAUAAAAUGGGAAUUGUCAUUAAAUUGCGUCAGGAUAGUCCAUUUGUAAGAAUAAUUUUGAUGUAUGUGUGUGUGUAACACUCAUUGGUUAAAUAAAUUCAAUGAUUUCCUUAUUUGGACUCUUCACAUGCUAUGCACUAGACUAGAGCACUGGUUUCUCAUCCAUGAUACAGUUAUACAGAAGAGUAUUGCUUGCCUCACCGCAGAAGGGCAGUAUACAAUAAAGCAAUGCUUGCAUCUUGUGUUGGAGUAUUACACACCAGAGUAAUGCUUGCUUACCUGCGGGAUCCCUGGGGAUUGUGGAGUAUUGACAACUACAUUGUAUAUCUCAUGUAAAAAUAGCCAAGUUAAGCAGUAUCAUGCUUCUGGUUUGGUUAUGUUGGCCUAUAAUUUGCAAGUCCUUGGUCAAUUCUUAAUAAUUUCCAGUUUUGUGAAUAAAGUCUAGGGUAGUGUAUAAUAAGGCAAGAUACUUUGUGUAUGCACAGCUUGAUAGCCUCGUUUUAUAUAUUGUUCUAUUCAUGAAUGCUUACAUUUUACAGAAAAUAUAUAUUCCAACGAAUGUUCUGGAACCUGUGAACAACACUCCCAAAGCAGACAUUAAGGUAAUUAACAACAGACGGAACAAAUUGCACCAUGUUACCUGUGAUCAGUAAUACAUUAGUAGUGUAAGAGCUUCAUUGGAAUCCACAUUGCAAGUUUAAUAAAAUCUGGGCCUAUCGCAUACCUCCCAAGAGUCCCUAUUUAGGAGGGACAGUCCCUAUUUUGGGCCCAAAUUCUUCUGUCCCUCUUUACUAUCCUAAUGUCCCUCUAGACACUCCAUAUUGUUGGUGUGUCAGCGUGUAUAACAGAGCUCCACAGCAAUAAUACUCCCAGUAAUGUGUCUGAGUGUAUAACAGAGCUCCACAGCAAUAAUACUCCCAGUAAUGUGUCUGAGUGUAUAACAGAGCUCCACAUCAAUAAUACCCCAGUAAUGUGUUAUAACAGAGCUCCACAGCAAUAAUACUCCCAGUAAUGUGUCUGAGUGUAUAACAGAGCUCCACAGCAAUAAUACUCCCAGUAAUGUGUCUGAGUGUAUAACAGAGCUCCACAGCAAUAAUACUCCCAGUAAUGUGUCUGAGUGUAUAACAGAGCUCCACAGUAAUAAUAUUCCCAGUAAUGUGUCUUGGUGUAUAACAGAGCUCCGCAGCAAUAAUACUCCCAGUAAUGUGUCUGAGUGUAUAACAGAGCUCCACAGCAAUAAUACUCCCAGUAAUGUGUCUGUGUGUAUAACAGAGCUAUUUUAUUUAUUUUUUGGUAGAAAGUGGUAAAUGGGAUUCCUAUGCCGCCUAUGAAGACUCCUCCUACUAGACCAAAAGUGACGCCAAUCCGAGAACAUCGAGGUACAGAAGGCCAAAUCCCGUUAUGUAUGAAUGUAAAAGUACCCACUGAGACUUACUAAGUACUGUACACUCAGUAUUAUUGUAAACAUACCCACUGAGAGUUACUAAGUACUGUACAUUUUCAUAGGGCAAAAUAAUAGUGUUAUCAAUUAUCAAUCAUCACAGUGGUAUAUAGAAAUAAAUUAAUGGCUGCAUUAAAAUCCUGCUGACUAUUAUAUUUUAUAGGAAAUCUGAUAUUUCCAGAGGGAAUACCACCUCGACCAGAUGGAAAACCUCCAGAACCACAUAUGGUAUGUUGCUGUCGUGUGUCCACUGACUGUGUGGCCAUUGAUUUUGUGGCCAGUGGUUACAGACCAGUGAGCAGAUUUGAUGCACCUAAGAUAAUGAGUACCAAAUUCAGAAUGUACCACUGACUAAGCAGUAAACCAUUAUCUGGACUGCUCUAUACUUGUAUGACUAUCAGCCACACUACCAGUUAAAAUCCCUCUGUGAUAAUCCAAACUGGGGGGAUUAUCUGUAUCACCAAACCUCCAUUCAUCCCAGGUUUAGUCAGAUUACAGAUAGAUAUUGAAAAGCCAUUUACUGUUGUCAUUCUAAUGAUGUUCCUUUCUUCCAACAGCUGAAUAAUGUUCUCCCAAGGAAAGGUUUUGAGGAAAUAUCUGCCUUUUCUACUGCAGACCCAGUGUUGGUGGAAUCAGAUUUUCCAAGGACAGGUCCGGUGGUGGAGAGUCCUACUUCUCAUAUGUUAUAUCCAGUAGUAGAGAUAGAUGUAACAUUACUUGAGAAAGCAAUGCCUUUAAAAUCAGAUCCAUUAGUGGAGAGAACCGUGCCACUCACAACAGGUCCAGCUGUGGAGAGAGCUUUGCCACCAACGACAGGUCCAGCUGUGGAGAGAGUGACUCUAAAAAACAAUCCAACAUUGGAAAAAGAUGUCCAUAAAAAAACAAAUCCAGUCGACGAGAGAGCUGUACCUCUAAGAACAGAGCCAGAUGGGAAGAGAAAUGUCUUUCUAGGAUCAGACUCAGCAGGGGACUAUUCUUUCCCUCAAAAAACGGAUCCAGUGAUGGAGCAAGAUGUUUUUCUCCAGAGUGGUUUGGGAACAAAUCAAAACUCUGAGAAGGUUAGUGAGGAACAUUGUGCAGUUAAUACAAACAUGAAACUAUGGAUAGUCAACAUAUCAAAUGUUUUCCACCUUUGACGAAUGCCAACACAAAACUGUCACAAAGCUAUUGCUGCUUCCUAUUUCUGUGUCCCUCAAUGACCCAAAGGGCCUUAUGCCUGUUCCAUAUGCCUGACUCCCCACAUAGUUGCUUCUCCCCCUCCUCUACCAUCUUCAGUCAGUCUCAUCCUAAAUUACAUUGUUCUUUAAGCUUAGCAAUUACAGGGUAAGUUAUUCAGGUGUAUUGGGACAGGUUGAAACCUGUCUGGAAAUGGACAAGCAAUCAUAUCUUCAUUUCUAACCACUCUCACUUGUAGCUUCAACAUACUGUAAUAAAUCACUAGAUUGAAAACCUCUAAGGGGUAGCCAAGCACACAGUAUACAGGAAACAACAAUACCACAAGACAAGAGUUUACUACAGAAAUAAGGAAUACAAGUAUAAUAUAUUUAAAUGAAAAUCAAAUGUAUGCAAAUGAUAAAUGAUUAAACAAAAUACAUUGAAUUAAAUUAAAGCUCCACGGUUAAUAGAAGGUUCCCUAGGCACUCUGAAAGAAUGAUUAUUACUGUUAUUAUUAUUAUUGGCAUUUAUAUAGCACCAACAAAUUCUGCAGCACAAUUUCUUUUUACAUCAAGUAAGUUACAUAUGGAAUAUUAACAGAGACAAGGUGAAGAGGCCCUGCUCAAAUGAGCUUACAGUCUAUAUGAGGAAGGGGUAAAGACACACAAUAGAAAUUACAGCAUGUCAGAGUGGGGAGGGAUUGCUCAAACGAGCUUACACUCCAUGAGGAAGGGGUAAGGAAACAAUAGAAAUGACAGAAUGUCAGAGUGGGAAGGGAUUGCUCAAACGAGCUUACACUCCAAUGUAAUGAUUGGUAAAAGGUGAGGAGUGGAGUUAGUGGGGGCUUUGUAGGUUAGUGUUAGCAGUUUGACAGGUACAGGAAGCCGAUGUAAUGAUUGGUAAAGGGUGAGGAGUGGAGUUAACAGGGGCUUUGUAGGUUACGAAGCCGAUGUAAUGAUUGGUAAAAGGUGAGGAAUGGAGUUAGUGAGUUCUUUGUAGGUUAGUGUUAGCAGUUUGAAGGGUACAGGAAGCCGAUGUAAUGAUUGGUAAAAGGUGAGGAAUGGAGUUAGUGAGUUCUUUGUAGGUUAGUGUUAGCAGUUUGAAGGGUACAGGAAGCCGAUGUAAUGAUUGGUAAAAGGUGAGGAGUGGAGUUAGUGAGGGGUUUGUAGGUUAGUGUUAGCAGUUUGAAGAAUACAGGAAGCCGAUGUAAUGAUUGGUAAAGGGUGAGGAGUAGAGUUAGUGAGGGGUUUGUAGGUUAGUGUUAGCAGUUUGAAGGGUACAGGAAGCCAAUGUAAUGAUUGGUAAAGGGUGAGGAGUGGAGUUAGUGGGGGCUUUGUAGAGUAGUGUUAGCAGAUGAAGGGUAAAGCUAGUGAGGUCUUUGUAGGUUAGUGUUAGCAGUUUGAAUUGGAUCCUGAAGGGUAGAGGAAGCCGAUGUAAUGAUUGCCAUAGGGAUGAGGUGUGGAAGUAGCGAUCACUCAGGAGGAUGAGCCUGGCGGCAGCAUUCAUUACAGAUUUGAAGAAAGGCAUUGUAGGUAUUAACAAGGCCGAUGACUAAUAUUGCAAUUCACUAGUCAUUGACCUUGUCAAUAGUCAAGUCGGUGAAUUAAUGAGUGCAUGAACAGGUGCCUUAGUUGUAUCUCUAGUUAGAAAAGGGCGGUUUCUGGCAAUAUUUUUAAGGUGGAAGUUACAGGAUAUGGAGACAGACUGGAUGUGAGAAAAGACCUGAGUCGAAAGUAACACCAAGGCUGUGAGCUUGAGAGGUUCGGGUAAUAAGUGUCCCAAUGACUUGCAGGGAGAUUGAUGGAUGAGAACUAUUUGAGCGAGGAAACAUGAGGAUUUCAGUCCUAGAAAGAUUACAUUUUAGAAAUUGUGAAGGCAUCCAGGUAGAGAUGGACAAAAGGCAGUUUGAGACGUGUUGUAGGAGAGCUGGAGAGAGGUCAACGCAGGAGAGGUAAAUAUGUGCAUUACCAGCAUAUUAUCAGCAAAUAGAUGGUGCUGAAAUCCAUAGGAGUUAAUAAUGUAAACACAGUAUAAAAAUAGCAAAAGAUAUUGAAAUCAGGGCUAUACAAUACAAUAAAUGUCAAUCAAUAGUCCAGAAGUCGUUGAAUGAUGUUAAUCCACUGAAGGCUGAAUUAUCUGUAAAUAUAGAAUCAAUAGGACGUAGUGCUUUCCGUAAAACAAACCCUUUAUUAGACAUGUAACUUAAACACUUACAAAGCUCAGAGCGGUGUAGACGUAGUUCCAGUGACAAUUGGCAGCCAUGCAAUAGUGAUCCAGUGAUUGUCACAGUGGACUUUUGGACUAUUGAUAGACAUUUAUUGUAUAGCUUUGGUUUCAAUAGUUCCAUCGUGGCGAUUUGUUUGCUAUUUUUAUACUUUGUCAGUUCCCCUGCAGGUAUCUCCCGGAUCUAGCCCUGAAUCUAUAAACCCUCUUAAUAAUCGCGGAUAUAAUCUCUUGGAUCUUCUGUUUUCCUGCUACAGGUCACACAGAGCACGGUGCCUCCACCUGCAGAGGACAAGGAGAUAACGCUACAGAUUCACACAGAAUUUACUGUAUCACUGAAAAUCCACAAGGAUAUCGCCUACACAGAGCUCCAGGAUCUCCUGCGGGACAAAAUUCGACAACAAGGAGAACAAAUGAAAAUCCAGCUGAGGUACUGCAUGGCUCCCAUAUGCUAAACCUUUUUCUAUGAAGACAUUGUCAUGGUUGCGCUGCAGGGUGUUCCUGCACACUGCAUCCCAUCGGUGCUGGUGCUACUCUUGCUUAAUCCUUGGCAGCCUCCUCCGGCAGUCCGAUUGACGCUGGCCGCCGCGCAGUUGAGCCCCUUUAUGGCUUCACCUUCUCCGCCCUGAAUUUGUCUGCGAACAUACGCAGCAGACAUUGCGCACACAUGAUACCACGUCACAUGACUGCCAAUAACCAAUCAGAGAUCUUCGUAGGCUAUUUAAGCUCAAAUUAGAUAGUUCUCAGUGCCCUGUGGUGGUUGUCCGAUAGCGUGUUGUAUUUAUUGAUUUAAUUACAAUUUAACCCCAACUUGUACACUAACUGUUCUUCCUUCUGUAUUCCUUGAUAUCUGGCUUGCCUUUCCGUUUACUCUCUGUCUCCUGACCUAGUCUUGAUCUGUACUAUUCUAUAUUAGUAGUGUUAAACUCGCCAUUCCAAGGUCCGGUAAUACGCUGCAGUAUUCAGGUUAUAUUUUAUUGAUUAAUUUAAGUUCUGCGUUGGGUCUUUUUCUGACAGACAUUUUUGGGAAUAGUAGCUUUCACUGGUUGGCUGUAAUUUGUAUUACUGGAGUAUUAUACACAAGAGUAGGGAUGGAUCAGCUUAGACUGGUACAUGGUAUAAAGGGAAACAAAGUUACAAGAAUAGAGACAGAUAAUCGCGGAAUCAUGUGUGAGCCACAUAUGGUCACAUGCUCCAUACAGAAAAUAUUAGUUCUAUUUGUAAUGCAUUAGAUAAAGUAUUAAAUCACACAAUAAAUGCAUAAAAAAAAUAGAAAAAAAACGAGUCACCUUUAAAGGACCAAUAUAGUGCCAGGAAAACAAACUCGUUUUCCUGGCACUAUAGUAUUAAUAGGUCCCCCCCUCUAGGGGGAGGAAGGGGUUAAAAUCUUACCUUUCUCCAGCGCUGCGCUCCCUCGGCGCUGGGGACUCUCCUCCUCCUUCGGACGUCAUCGGCUGAAUGCGCUUGCGCGGCAAGAGCUGCGUGCGCAUUCAGCCAGUCUCAUAGGAAAGCAUUCACAAUGCUUUCCUAUGGACGCUGGCGUCUUCUCACUGUGAAAAUCACAGUGAGUAGCGCGUAAGCACCUUUAGCGGCUGUCAAUGAGACAGCCACUAGAUGCUGGAUUAACCCAUAUGUAAACAUGCCAGUUUCUCUGAAACUGCCAUAUUUACAGCAGAAAGGGUUAACCCUAGAUGGACCUGGCACCCUGACUUCUUCAUUAAGCUGAAGUGUUCUGGGUGCCUAUAGUGGUCCUUUAAAGUUCCUUCUACAUCGACAUAGACAAAGUAGCUGGAAUGGACGUGCAAGCCGAUAGAAGCUGCGGUUUUGUGAGCAGAGCUGUCAGACGAACCUUCAUAGUAAGUUAUGGAAGAGCCCCAUGUGUCACCAUAUUUUGUCCAAAAUAAUUACAGUUUGUUACUGGAAUAGUGACUUUUGUCAUUUCUAUGUUUUACUAUAAUUCUACACUGAUUUCUUCAGUUACAGGGGUGCAGCUGGCAGCUCGGUGACCCCAGUGAGAGGGGACAGAGAAUUACAGAGUAUAUUGAAACAAGCCCCCACCAAGCGCCUAACGUUGCACUGCAAGGUACUCGACGUUCAGAUAUUUCAAUGUCAAUAUGUUUACCGGCUGUGUCGCAAUGUGACUAGACCUGUUAGCAAUAUAGAAACACAUAUAUAAAUAGUACGUCUUUAUUGAAUAUGUGCAGAAUCUCUGUGGUUUAAAAAUGUAAAUAAACUGUAAACGACAAAUAUACUUGGCCUUGACAAUACAAAGCUUGCAGGAGAAGGAACUAGAGUCUGAAAUGCCAUGUGUCAGUUCAUAUCUCCACUGUUUACCAGCACCACCCAGUGGUGGGAGGUUAUAUUACAUGCUCUAUGGAAAAGUAGCAGAAAUUAAUGAAGGGUAUUUGCCGAAUCUUACACUCAAAUAAAUGGUUGCAUUUAUUAAUAUAACUUAACCACGCUGUAGUUUAUUAUAAAAAUAGCUGUUGUAGUGCGAUCAGUACCGUUCACUAACGUUAGACCAAGAUACCCGAAUUUCGUAAAACUUACAAGUCUACCAAUCGAAUGCUACAUUGGCCUUAGUUUUGCAAGUUGGUUCUUAACUCUGCAUUAAAAAUGUUUAAAUAGUUUUUAUUGGUAAAUUCUGAUAAACUAAAAUUGAUUUAAAAAAUGAUUAAGGUCUGGUUACAGACUGAUGGGAGUAAAAAUAAUUAUCUGUAUCUCAAUACAGGAUGCCAAUUACUGCCUAGGACGGCGUAUCCUGUAUAGUAUGAAAGCAAUUUAUGAAUAUCCAGCGGAGGGUCCAGAGGACCUCACCUUUAUCGUAGGAGACAUUAUCGACAUCCUCUCAGAAGGUAACUCCAGUGAAUCAGCUAAAGUGUUGUGGGAUAUCUGUGUGGCAAAAUUAACAUCGCCACUUGUGCCUGGAGAGGACUACUUGCCAGCCUCUUGCCAUGUGAUUAUGGUCUCUGAGAAGUUUGGCCCUUUAAAUACAGGAUUUGGGCAUAAUGGGUUUUUAUCGUGCUGCUGCUGGCCCUUUAACUCCCAGAAAAAGGAUUUGUACUUUUAAACUGGCACUUCGGAUACAGUCGAAGUGGCGAAGUAGUCGAAGUGGCCGCCAUUCUAAAACCGAACACGUGGCGGCGGCCAUUUUAAUUUAGUAGAACGCGGUCAGCGGUGCGUGCCACUGAAUCUAUGGAACUAAAAUCGGCAAUACAUUUGCACGAACACCGCUGACCCUUACCUUCUCAUGAACUUCGACGUUUCGGCUGGAAUCGAAGUACAUUCGACAAUUCGAACGCACUGUUAGACUGGGCUAUUUUCACGAACGGCCCUGUUUGUGCAUUCGAAUGAGACUUAGACAUUUUUCUGUGUGAAAAUUGUCAGUCAAAGGUGACAUAUAUAUCUCCCGAACGGCUGAACGGAUUCGAAUGAUUUUUGGGUAUGUUUGUAUUUGAAAUAUGCUGAUUAAUAAUAUGUGACUUUUUAAUUAAUAUUGGAUGUAUAGUUUUAGAGUUAUGAAAGUUGGGUAAAAAGUAUGUUUUAAACUGUACGGCUAAUUGUGUUAACUCUCAGGCUUAGGGGAGGAGAUGUGUGGGAUGUAACCAGAGUGUGAUUGGGUAAUUCAUAAUUGUCUGUGGGCGUCUCCCUUACACGGGAGAAUUGCAUAAAAGCAGAGUGUGCGUCAUUAAAAAUCUCAGUUCUUCUUCACCCCCAAUCUGAGUCCUGUCUCUUAUUCGGGGAAUCUGCUACAAGGGAUUGCUGUGCUCAUCAUACUCUCUUGCUAUAAUCACUGAGCUCUUGUAAGAGCUGUUCUGUUCCUGCAACUCUCUCCACCCACUGGAAGCUGGAUCCUAGCCUUGGGUCCAGGGUGGGUGGAGACGGCGAGACACUGGCGCAGCUGCAUCGCUGGAAGUGGGGUCUGCAGUGCUGAUGGUGUCGGUUGGAGUCCUUGGCGAGCACUAAGAGCAUCGAUUGGCGGAGAUACUCGGUCGGAGUGCCAGCGGUCCGUCACACUCUGAUUUUUACAAUCCUACAGAUUGAUGUAUGAUGGAUAUGGAUCUGAAACAUUGACGGUUUAAGGUGUGACAGGGAAACAAUUAAAGUGCGUCAGUGUGGUGCGAUAGCGGUUAAUGACUUAUUCACUGUUUAGUUUUGGAUGUAAGUGUGAUUGCUCCAUUGUAAAUGUUCAGUCAUAGCUUAGUACAUGGAUAUUAGUGGGCUGUGCCCAUGAAGCAUGCAAAUAUGUAGACAUCAUAAGAGGGACUAAAGCUUCCAAUGCUGGCAUAUAAUACAAUGUGUGCAGGGAGACAGGAACAGAGGACCUCCUUACACCAUAACCUUAUAGCCAGUUAUAAUACACUGUGUGCGGGGAGAUAGGGGAAACUCCUUACAUCAUAACCUUAUAGCUGCAGUUAUAAUACAAUGUGUGCGGGGAGACAGGGGACCUCCUUACACCAUAACCUUAUAGCUGCAGUUAUAAUACACUGUGUGCGGGGAGAUAGGGGAAACUCCUUACAUCAUAACCUUAUAGCUGCAGUUAUAAUACAAUGUGUGCGGGGAGACAGGGGACCUCCUUACACCAUAACCUUAUAGCUGCAGUUAUAAUACACUGUGUGCGGGGACACAGGGGACCUCCUUACACCAUAACCUUAUAGCUGCAGUUAUAAUACACUGUGUGCGGGGACACAGGGGACCUCCUUACACCAUAACCUUAUAGCUGCAGUUAUAAUACACUGUGUGCUUGGGAGACAGGGGACCUCCUUACACCAUAACCUUAUAGCUGCAGUUAUAAUACACUGUGUGCGGGGAGACAGGGGACCUCCUUACACCAUAACCUUAUAGCUGAAGUUAUAAUACACUGUGUGUGGGGAGACAGGGGACCUCCUUACACCAUAACCUUAUAGCUGCAGUUAUAAUACACUGUGUGCGGGGAGACAGGGGACCUCCUUACACCAUAACCUUAUAGCUGCAGUUAUAAUACACUGUGUGCGGGGAGACAGGGGGACCUCCUUACACCAUAACCUUAUAGCUGCUUACACAGUGUGUGGGGGGCGGGGUUAACCUACACCAUAACCUUAGAGCUGCAGUUAUAAUACACUGUGUGCGGGUAAGGGGACCUCCUUACACCAUAACCUUAUAGCUGCAGUUAUAAUACACUGUGUGCAGGGAGACAGGGGACCUCCUUACACCAUAACCUUAUAGCUGCAGUUAUAAUACACUGUGUGCGGGGAGACAGGGGACCUCCUUACACCAUAACCUUAUAGCUGCAGUUAUAAUACACUGUGUGCGGGGAGACAGGGGACCUCCUUACACCAUAACCUUAUAGCUGCAGUUAUAAUACACUGUGUGCGGGGAGACAGGGGACCUCCUUACACCAUAACCUUAUAGCUGCAGUUAUAAUACACUGUGUGCGGGGAGACAGGGGACCUCCUUACACCAUAACCUUAUAGCUGCAGUUAUAAUACACUGUGUGCGGGGAGACAGGGGACCUCCUUACACCAUAACCUUAUAGCUGCAGUUAUAAUACACUGUGUGCAGGGACACAGGGGACCUCCUUACACCAUAACCUUAUAGCUGCAGUUAUAAUACACUGCGUGCAGGGACACAGGGGACAUCCUUACACCAUAACCUUAUAGCUGCAGUUAUAAUACACUGUGUGCGGGGAGACAGGGGACCUCCUUACACCAUAACCUUAUAGCUGCAGUUAUAAUACACUGUGUGCGGGGAGACAGGUAACCUCCUUACACCAUAACCUUAUAGCUGCGGUUAUAAUACACUGUGUGCUGGGAGACAGGGGACCUCCUUACACCAUAACCUUAUAGCUGCGGUUAUAAUACACUGUGUGCGAGGAGACCUCCUUACACCAUGACCUUAUAGCUCCAGUUAUAAUACUAACGGGGAGACAGGGGACCUCCUUACACCAUAACCUUAUAGCUGCAGUUAUAAUACACUGUGUGCGGGGAGACAGGGGACCUCCUUACACCAUAACCUUAUAGCUGCCGUUAUAAUACACAGUGUGCUGGGAGACAGGGGACCUCCUUACACCAUAACCUUAUAGCUGCCGUUAUAAUACACUGUGUGCAGGGAGACAGGGGACCUCCUUACACCAUAACCUUAUAGCUGCAGUUAUAAUACACUGUGUGCAUGGGGAGACAGGGGACCUCUUACACCAUAACCUUAUAGCUGCAGUUAUAAUACACUGUGCUGUGAGACAGGGAACCUCCUUACACCAUAACCUUAUAGCUGCAGUUAUAAUACACUGUGUGCAGGGAGACAGGGGACCUCCUUACACCAUGACCUUAUAGCUCCAGUUAUAAUACUAACGGGGAGACAGUGGACCUCCUUACACCAUAACCUUAUAGCUGCAGUUAUAAUACACUGUGUGCGAGGAGACAGGGGGGACUGUGUUCCUUACACCAUAACCUUAUACCAUGCGGGGAGACAACCUUUACACCAUAACCCUGCAGUUAUAAUACACUGUGUGCUGGGAGACAGGGGACCUCCUUACACCAUAACCUUAUAGCUGCCGUUAUAAUACACGGUGUGCGGGGAGACAGGGGACCUCGUUACACCAUAACCUUAUAGCUGCCGUUAUAAUACACUGUGUGCGGGGAGACAGGGGACUUCCUUACACCAUAACCUUUUACCUGCAGUUAUAAUACACUGUGUGCUGGGAGACAGGGGACCUCCUUACACCAUAACCUUAUAGCUGCCGUUAUAAUACACGGUGUGCGGGGAGACAGGGGACCUCGUUACACCAUAACCUUAUAGCUGCCGUUAUAAUACACUGUGUGCAGGGAGACAGGGGACCUCCUUACACCAUAACCUUAUAGCUGCAGUUAUAAUACACUGUGUGCAUGGGGAGACAGGGGACCUCUUACACCAUAACCUUAUAGCUGCAGUUAUAAUACACUGUGCUGUGAGACAGGGAACCUCCUUACACCAUAACCUUAUAGCUGCAGUUAUAAUACACUGUGUGCGGGGAGACAGGGGACUUCCUUACACCAUAACCUUAUAGCUGCAGUUAUAAUUCACUGUGUGCAGGGAGACAGGGGACCUCCUUAUACCAUAACCUUAUAGCUGCAGUUAUAAUACACUGUGUGCAGGGAGACAGGGGACCUCCUUACACCAUAACAUUAUAGCUGCAGUUAUAAUACACUGUGUGCGGGGAGACAGGGGACCUCCUUAUACCAUGUUGUAGGAGCCAUCUGUGUAUUCUUAGAGUUUUUUUAAAUAAAAUACUCAAAAUAUGAAAACAGGAACAUGUCUGAGUAAAUGUGCAUGUACGCUGUGAGAUUUAUUCUGUAUUUGACUACACAUGCACUGGUUACAUUUUCUGUCGAUAUCUGGAUUCAUUUAGUACAUAAACAUGCCUCACUUAAACAAAACAAACGAUAAAAUAAUAUAUGGUGCCUGUUGAGAUGUGACCAGUUUAUUUUUGUUUUGUCCAGUGAACGAAGAGUGGCUCGAGGGGCACUGCAAUGGGAAAAUCGGGAUUUUCCCUAAAUGUUUUGCGACAAGAUUUGAGGACGAUUAGAUUAUUCUGAGGACCUUAUCAACUGCCACCACAAUCAAUAGUAACCAGAUCUAAGAAAGCCGAAGACGAACUGACCGAAUGGGAGAUAAAUUCUACAAGAUAAUUUGAUCCUUUAAAUUCUUUGUUUGGGUCUGUCUGUAAUCUGUAUCUCUGGGUGUUUUCUUAAUACACACCCAUUUAACACGGUUUGGUUUAUUGUGGGAAAGUAUUGCAACUAAGUAAUAUUUUCAAUUCAGUUAUCAUGGCCCAAAAUAUCCCGUCACACUUCUCAUCAAUUCCUACUUUAGUAUUAUCAGCAUUUAUAUAGCGCCAACAUAUUCCCCAGCGCUGUACAAUUAUAGAACGGUGAUAUCUGACAAGUACUUUACAUACAGAAUGUACGAGAGACGGGAUGAACAAGGACCUGCUCAAACCAGCUAACACUCUAUGAGUUAGUAGAUGAGCCACCCCGGGUUAUUCACUAAAUGGAGAACUGUUGUAAACACAAAACGAGUUUAAAAUUUAAGGCCAAAGUAACGAAAUUGGAAGCAUUGCUAACUUGGAGCAUUAUUCUAGCUCGACUACUUUGGCCUUAAAUUCUGACCGAACCAGAAAAAAAGUCUUUGUUUUCAGAAUGGCUGUUUUAGACUAAAAUUCCAAUAAUUGAAACAUUAGUUGAUAAUCCCGUGUAAAUCCAACACUGCCUUCUCAUUUCAGAUAAUAUCGGUUCACAAUAUUUUACUCUAUUUACAUUGACGCGUAAAAUUCAAAUCUGCGAGAUCUACAAUUACUGAGAUGUUUUAUUUAUUUAUUAUCAUUUAUUUGCUUAUAGAUUUUAGUUUAUUGUUCAGUGUACUUUUUAAAUAUUGUCAUACGUUUAUCUUGUUAUAAUGGAAUAAAUUAAUCAAUUUACUGCAGAAAACAGCCCAUUAGGUUUCCUGUGAAUGAAGGUUUAUAAUUAAACAAUAUUAUUGAUGUUGUCGUACUAUAUGUUAAGUUCACAGAUUAAGAAAUGAGGCACACACUGAGGGAAAUGGCCCCUGGUAAACAGGUACUGACUGUGAAUGCAAUUAAACAUGAUCUCUUACCAGUACUGUAAUCUUGCUGAUAUUUCAUGCAUGAGAGGAGAUAAAACAUUAGAGGGAAUUUUAUAAUCAACUACACAAGUCAUGUAGAUAAAAGAUGGUGUACACGUAGACUAGCCUUCCAGUGGAGCAGUAACGUGAUAUAGAAAGGGUAGUAGAUACCUGGAAUAGCCUUCCAGUGGGAGCAGUAACAGUGAUAUAGAAAGGGUAGUAGAUACCUGGAAUAGCUUUCCAGUGGGAGACCUAACAGUGAUAUAGAAAGGGUAGUAGAUACCUGGAAUAGCCUUCCAGUGGGAGCAGUAACAGUGAUCUAGAAAGGGUGGUAGAUAUCUGGAAUAGCCUUCGAGUGGGAGCAGUAACAGUGAUAUAGAAAGGGUAGUAGAUACCUGGAAUAGCCUUCCAGUGGGAGCAGUAACAGUGAUCUAGAAAGGGUGGUAGAUAUCUGGAAUAGCCUUCCAGUGGGAGCAGUAACAGUGAUAUAGAAAGGGUAGUAGAAACCUGAAAUAGCCUUCCCGUGGGAGCAGUAACAGCGAUACAGAAAGGGUAGUAGAUACCUGGAAUAGCCUUCCAGUGGGAGCAGUAACUGUGAUAUAGAAAGGGUAGUAGAUACCUGGAAUAGCCUUCCAG
This is a messenger RNA of Pelobates cultripes (western spadefoot toad), 35056 nucleotides long. NCBI's taxonomy places the organism in Eukaryota, Metazoa, Chordata, Amphibia, Anura, Pelobatidae. The record is from the annotation of a GenBank genome assembly.